GUAGAACAAAUCGUGGUGCCGUUUGGUGUAUGUUCCCUGUCCAAGAACGAACGCGACCAGGGAACAAGGAUGGCGACACAACACUCUGAUAAACGCAUCAAACUCUUUCUUGAGAGGAGUAUAGAGCGCCUGCCCUUCGACAUCACUCAGAAAGCCGAGGAGAUCUACCUUCCAGAUGGUGAUCCUUCUGAAAAGCUGAAGCGCAAGGUCAAGGCCAUUGUAGAGAUUGCUGGAGACAACUAUGACCAGUUUACAGAGAAUAUAGCAUCAGCAGACCUGAAGCAACAGGACGACAAAUCAGCAGCACUAGCGACAGAAAAAGACGAUGCAGCCGAUGGCGAAAAGGAUGCGGAACCAGCACCAGCAAUAGUACCGGCAACAACAGCGGUAGCUGGGCCUGCUUCGGCUGCGAACACACGCGUCAAUCCACCACAGGCGAUCUAUGCAAAGCUAUGGCAUGCACAGAGUGAAAUUGGGCUGGCGCUGGAUGUUCUGAACAUUAUCAUUUCGUCGUACCAAACUACUUCGGGAACCGUCGGAGGAGCAGGAAGCGGACCUAUCUCAACUCUACCCAAUGCACCCCUGACAGCGCUCCCACCAGGAUCACUCAAAUGCGAAUAUGUUCCCAAAGCGCCACUACCGCUUUCGGCACUCAUCUCAAAUGAAAAGAUGGCGCUCGGAGGCAAGAAACACCAGUUGCGCAAUGCGGCUGAUAUUCUGAUGCAGGGUGCUCAAAAGCUGAAAAAGGUUAUGGUGGAUGAGGGACAGUUCUGGGAGGGUGCUCUUCGGCUGAGAAAGAACAAUUGGUGUAUCGUCUCGGCUAAAACUGGAUCAGGGCAGCAACCACACCUUUACCAUGGCAAUCGACUGGCGAGUGGAACACAGCUAUUUGUCCACUAUGGAUUCCGUGAUGUCGGAUCCCUUUAUAGUGAGCGUGCAUAUGCGGAGCUCGUUCGUGAUCAGUCUUCUUCAGAAACGGCAUCAGGAAAAGCAGGAAGCAUCAAAUUGCACAUCCCCAACAAGACUAGGAAGAUGGUUGUUAUGAGUCUUGUCCAGCAAGGAGAGCCGCAUACCCAGGGUUCAAGAGCGUCUCAGCCUAAAAACAGGGAUACGCUACAUACCCAGCUUUUGAGCGCCCAGAACGCUCUCUUCGAUAAUGAACUUUUUCAGGAGCUGAUUAACGAGGCACGGACAAUGAAUAACAGCGUCUCUAUUGUGGACAAUGAGUUGUUUCUACCCAUCAACGACGAACUGGAACUCAAAAUUGCACACAGAACACCGACUUCUGAAGACCAGACAACAUCGUUAUCUUCAAUAUCACCAUCAUCAUCGCAGUCAAGCGCUCAUGAUAUCUGUCAAAGCGGCUACAAGGACAAUUUUGCCAUGAAUUUGAAAGGCACUGCGGAGAUCCUUCGAUGCACGAUGCAGCUAAUGCAACACCGAAGGUAUCGCCAAAACAUCAAAGAGCGAUCAGAUAGCUUUUUCAAGAGCUCUCGUCCUGGCGGUGGGCGCACCGCUGGCUCGUUUGGACAGCUUCAGCAGACGCUCCAGCAGCGUCCGACGGCCAUGCUCAGUACGACUCUCCAGGUAUUGCAGUAUUACUCGUUCUCCAAGAGGAUUCGUGAGGCACUUGGCAAAGUAACCCGUAACCUGAGGCAGAAUUGGUGGGAACCGAUCAAUGUACACUCUGUCGACAUUAAGUCUCCACCGCAAAGCACCGCUUCAGCAGCGGCGGAAUGUAGCACAUCAACGGCACUCUCGGGAUCAACUUCUCGAUCUGGAUCGAACUUUGGAAUGGGCUCUGCAGUCUCAAUCCAACUCGGAAGUCAGGCUCCUGCGGUCCGGUUCGUCAUGCGAUCACAUCCGGCACCAUGUGUUAUACUUCAGCUAUCCAAUCGUCCUUCAGCACCGAUCAUGCAUGUGGCAGAGUUUGAGCGGGUAUUGGAACAAGAGCUGGCAGCACGGGCCAUAGGACGGAUCUGCGAAGUUAUCAACUCAAUCGAGACCUGGAGUGAUUCUAUGCCGACACUACAGAGUCCCAGGUUCGUGAUUGACAUUGACAAGCGGUGCGUUGGAGUCUUUCAGAUCCCACAGCGGAAUGGUACAGCCAGUGUCAAAACAAUCAGCGUACUGUUGCAAUUGGAUAUGAAGGCAGAGCGGGCGAUCAGUAUUUCCCUUACUUGCAAGCAGGGCAACAACACCGGGCAGAAGCAGAUCUUCCUGGAGGAUCAGCAGUUUCAAAACGCGCAUGGUCGCGACGCAUCCGGAAGCACCAUUCAUCCUUACGACCAGUCAAACUCUACCGCGCCAAGUUUGCGCAUAAUGGAGAUGACUAUGGAGAGAUUCAGGACAUGGCUGAAGCAGAGUAUCCAGGCGGAAUUAGGUCUUUAAUCAAGGCUGCUGCCCCUUUAUGCGCAUAAUAAAACCCCAUAGAGAGUCAU
Gamsiella multidivaricata is the source of this 2441-nucleotide messenger RNA. RefSeq names its product subunit 17 of mediator complex-domain-containing protein. Gene Ontology annotation, cellular component: core mediator complex; mediator complex. Bases 70 to 2391 code for a protein of 773 amino acids. Gene Ontology annotation, molecular function: transcription coregulator activity. The transcript is spliced from 7 exons. Gene Ontology annotation, biological process: regulation of transcription by RNA polymerase II. Lineage: Eukaryota; Fungi; Mortierellomycota; Mortierellomycetes; Mortierellales; Mortierellaceae. The record is from RefSeq and is a predicted model, not a curated record.